AUGUUGAAGGCAGCAAUAGAAAUGCUUCCAAAGGGUGGGUUCAACUUUGAUUUAUGCAAAAGGAAUGAGAUGCUUAUGGCAAAGGGUUUAAAGCAACCAUCUUUUCUCAAGACUGGGACUACCAUUCGCGUGCUUUACAUAGACAUUGAUGUUCACCAUGGAGAUGGUGUUGAGGAGGCUUUUUAUGUCACUGACCGAGUCAUGGAGGUCUAUCAGCCAGAUGUUGUUGUUCUUCAAUGUGGGGCAGAUUCAUUGGCUGGUGACAGGUUAGGGUGCUUCAAUUUGUCUGUGAAAGGGCAUGCGGAUUGUCUUCGUUUCCUGAGAUCGUUCAAUGUUCCUCUAAUGGUUUUGGGUGGUGGAGGGGUGGUUGAGAUUCAUACUCUUGGGACCAAAUUAUGGAGAAACAUUGGAUUUGCUCCCAGCUUCCAAAGCAUAACGUCUCCAACCUAUCUUAAUGGGGUCCUUUAUUGGAUUGGUGACGAAUGUAGCUGGAAGGAUCUUAAUGGGGUCCUUUAUUGGAUUGGUGAUUGA
Molecule: messenger RNA, 531 nt
Organism: Fraxinus pennsylvanica
Lineage: Eukaryota; Viridiplantae; Streptophyta; Magnoliopsida; Lamiales; Oleaceae
Source: the annotation of a GenBank genome assembly